CUUCACGAGAUCAUAUCAAUGAGUCAAUAGAAAAAACCGCGUUUUCCGUUCAUGUUGACAUUGUAUUGUUUGACUUCGAAGACGCACUCUCCUCGUGCUUGUUUAUACGGAGGAAUAAAUUGCGCUGAAGCUGGCCAGCAGUCGCGUGAAACGCAUCCACGGUUUUAAUAUCACAGAGAAUUGCGCACGUACUGAGUCGAACCUAGACGUGAAAAUACAACGAUGUCGCCUCUCGGUUGGCGUAAUUCGUUCGUGCUUCUUUUCCUAAUGGUUCAUAUCGACGCGGCAAGAAUAUCAACUGCUCCUUUGCCCACAGAAAAGAUGGCUGACCCGCAUUCGUUUCCUGAAUUCGAAAGCGUAGAAAGCGUAGAACAGCCAAGCACCAACUUCACAGGCACAUUCAACAGCGAUUAUACCGUUCACGACGAAGGUGAUUCUAAAUUAAACCCCGACGAUCAGAAACUCUACAUGUCGUGGGAAGAAGCUUCGCCCAGCACUGGAAGACGGGUUGAUUUUUCUGUUAUCAGCUGUCGUGUGUCGCUAUUUAUUCCGCAAAGCCUGGACCUACCCGACCUGACUACUUGGGAAAUUUCCUUGCCCAAAAAUGCAAGCACGAACAGCAGAAUUCGGAGUAAAAGAAAAAUAUUUUACAGAGACAACCGACGUCCCAUUUCUUUAAGCACAUAUGGUCAUCGUUUUCCAAUCGCCAGCGUGGUAAAAUUGAGUACUGGUUGUACAGGCACCCUUGUCUCUCCCAAACACGUCCUGACUGCAGCCCAUUGUAUACAUGAUCAAUCUGAUUAUGUCGCCGGAUUCAGUACUCUAAAGGUAGCCCUUCUCCCAAAUUUGAGAGUGAGCAAAAAAUUUCAAUGGAUUCGAGUGAACGCGACAUUUCUACCUAACGGCUGGUUGAUGGGAAACGCAAAGAUUGCAUCGAAAUUUGAUUAUGCUUUGUUGGAACUCGAAGAAACACACAAGAAGCCGUUCUUUGAACUGGCUAUCAGCGAAGGAAAAUCAAACGCAAUCAUCCAUUUUACUGCGUAUGAAGAUGACAAGCCUGCUAAUACACUAUGGUACAGGUAUGUAUGUUAUGACUGUUUUCUUGUUUGUUUAAUUUUUCACCGUAUUCAUUUACUGUGACCGGUUUUAUGAAGGUCAGAUAGGGCACGGGAUACUCUCGAAUAGGGAUUUUUCAAUCUUCGUAGAAUUGUCUGUAAAGCUGUAAAACUACCGAUAUAGACCCACAAUAAUAUUUCGAUUUUAAAAACUGAGCUUUUUAUGUGGAUUAACAAGUCAAAUCAACAGUCAAUUUAGAAAGUGUGAAAAUCAUAUUACAGAAUACAGUACAAUAUUGUACAGUGCGGUGCAGUACAAUACAGUACUAGUAAUACUGGAUGAAUGAAUGAUAUUUGUUGGAAAAAAACAUAAAAAUUAAUAAACUGUAAAUUUUGUAUUUACUCGCUACAAUUUUAUGGUGUCCAUCCAGUUUCUUAUGAGAUCAAUUUCCUAUUAAUAUUAAAACUAAUUUAUGCGUGCAGGGGGUGAUGGGAAGUAAGGUAUCAUAUUGCUGAUUAUGCUGAGAAAGUAAAAGUGGCGGCCGUGUAAACACGGAGUGAUAGCUUAUUCUUGUAAAUAUUGAAAUAUUUCGGCAGUUUUUAUUGAACAUUUUCAGCAUAAUCAGCAAUAUGAUACCUUACUUCCCAUCACCCCCUGCGCGCAUAAAUUAAAAGCUAGAAUUGCCUAUUCGAGAGACCGUCAUGGUUUCCUCAGGGUUUUUUUCAUUAAUUAUAAUAGAAUAUGGUAAAAACCGUACAAUAGGCCAUAGUAUUGUAUAAUAAAAGUAUAGUAAACUAGCUUACAACUGAUUACAACAUUGAUUUGUCCAGGGCAUGCAGAAUAAGAGUAACAGAUGAUCAUGUCUUGUAUCACUAUUGUGACGCCCAGCCUGGCUCGUCCGGCGCUGGUGUCUACACAUGGACACGUGUUAACGGUGAAUGGAACCGACGGUUGAUUGGCGUGUUUAGUGGAUACCGUUGGAAAUCCUUCAAGGAAUGGUGGAAAAAAGAUGCAGAUUAUAACGCAGCCAUUCGUCUCAACACUCUGAAGUAUACACAGAUCUGUGGCUGGAUGGGAAAAUACGCUGCAAAAUCAUGCAAGCAGCUGAGGAACACGUCAACUUGGGGCUAGGAAAUAAACAUAUUUCAAUUUCGUAUAAUGUUUUUUUAUAUAAGACUAUGUCUUUACAAAGAAGUGCGAUAAUCUUUUCUUGUCAGAGCAUUUUAUCAAUAAGACAUUUACAUUCAUAUCGUAAUUUUCUACAUAUAAUGGUCAGUAUUACUCUUGUUAUAUUCAUCUUUGAACAAAUAUAAUGUUUGGUUUAAGA
This is a messenger RNA of Paramuricea clavata, 2383 nucleotides long. Lineage: Eukaryota; Metazoa; Cnidaria; Anthozoa; Malacalcyonacea; Plexauridae. The record is from the annotation of a GenBank genome assembly.